Neltuma alba is the source of this 3027-nucleotide messenger RNA. RefSeq names its product disease resistance-like protein DSC1. Lineage: Eukaryota; Viridiplantae; Streptophyta; Magnoliopsida; Fabales; Fabaceae. The coding region runs from base 1 to 3027 and encodes 1008 amino acids. The transcript has 7 exons. Gene Ontology annotation, biological process: signal transduction; defense response. The record is from RefSeq and is a predicted model, not a curated record.
AUGGCACUCGAUGAUCAAGAAGUUGGAUAUUCUUCAAGCUAUUGCCGUUCAAAUAGAAGACACAAGUAUGAUGUGUUUUUAAGCUUUCGAGGAGAAGACACCCGUAAGAAUUUUACAGACCACUUAUAUGCUGCUUUGUGUCACAAUGGACUGAUAACCUUUAGAGAUGAGGAAGAACUUGGGAGGGGAGAAAUUAUCAAACCAAGUUUGCUUCAAGCAAUUGAAGAAUCUUUGUCAGCAAUUAUUGUUCUCUCUGAAAACUAUGCUGCAUCCACAUGGUGCUUAGAUGAACUCCUAAAAAUCCUUCAUUGUAAGAAAGAGUUAGGCCUUCAUAUAUUUCCAAUCUUUUAUGGCAUAGAUCCGUCUGAUGUUCGGCAUCAGAAAGGAAGUUUUGCAACAGCCUUUGAAAAGCUUGAACAGAAAUUUGCACAUGACAAAGUGAAGGUGCAAAGAUGGAGGGAUGCCUUGAGAGAAGUUGCUGACUUGGCUGGAUGGAGCUCUAAAAAUUGGUAUGAAACGAAACUCAUUGAAAUAGUUACUGAAAAUGUGAGGUCAAGAAUAGUUGAUCACCCACAAUUCGAUUCAAAUGAUGAAGGUGUUGAUGAUGGACUUGUUGGAAUUGAUGAGAAAAUAGCAGAUUUUGAUUCAUUUCUAGCAAUAAAUCGGAGGAAGUUCAAUUUAAGCAUACCAGAAUGGGAGAAUGCACUCAAGAAGAUUCCUUUAGAUGGCCUUUUUGAUAUACUUAAAGUGAGCUUUGAUGGACUGCGAUCUAAUGAGAAGAAUAUAUUCUUAGAUAUUGCUUGCUUUUUCAAUGGCUUGCGCAAGGAUGAUGUCAUACAGAUUUUAGAAAAUAGUGGUCUUGAUCCGGUAAUCGGACUAAGAACUCUUAUUCAGAAAUCAUUGGUAACUGAAGCUGAAGGGUGCUUAAGGGUGCAUGAUAGGCUUCAAGAAAUGGGCAAGGAAAUUGUUUUUCGCGAAUCACCCAAUGAUGCUGGCAAUCGUAGUAGGAUAUGGUCCUUGGAGGAUGCUAGUCUUGUGCUUAGAAAUAUGAGGGGAACUGAAGCAAUACGUGGUAUAGUGGUACAAUUUGACAAACCAGAUGUCAUAUAUUUGGACCCUAAAGCCUUCUCAAAUAUGAGUAAUCUCAAGUUACUUAUCAUAUCACAUUCUUCACAUGACCAAUUGAAUCUUCUUCAUGGACUCAACUGUCUUUCCAAUUCACUGAAAGUCAUAGAUUGGAAGGAGUAUCCUUUAGAUUCCCUUCCAGGUCAAACUCAAUUUGGUGAACUUGUUGAUCUAAAAAUGCAACACAGCAAAUUAAAGGAACUUUGGAGAGGAGAUCAGUUUCCACAAAUUCUAAAGUUCAUUGAUUUGAGUCAUUCAACAAACCUGAUGAGAACAUCAAACUUUGAUAGAACUCCUAAUCUUCAAAGAUUAAUUCUUAAGGGGUGUACAAAGCUUGUUGAAGUUCACUGCUCUCUCGGGCAACACAAGAAUCUUGUCAUUGUUAAUUUUAAAGGUUGCAAAAGUAUUAAAAACCUUCCAACCAAAUUGGAGAUGAAUUGCUUAGAGACAUUUAUUCUCUCUGGUUGUUCAAAAGUUAAGAGGCUUCCUGAGUUUGGAAAAGGUAUGACAUGUUUAUCAGAGCUUAAUCUAAAAGGGACUGCUAUAUCCAAACUACCUCAAUCAUUGGUCAAUUUGACUGGCCUUGCUAUAUUAAAUUUAGAGUAUUGCAAAAACCUGGUAUGUCUUCCAAGUGAUUUUAAAAAAUUGAAAGCUAUAAAGAAGAUCAAUAUUCGUGGUUGCUCAAAGUUGUCAAGGCUUCCAGAGAAUUUGAAUGAAAAUGAGGCAUUGGAGGAGCUUGAUGCGCGUGGAACUGCUCUAAAAGAAGUGCCUUCGUCCCUCAAUAAUUUGAAAGUAUUAUCUCUUAGUGCAUGCAAUGCUUCUGCACAAUCAUCCUCAUGGAAUCACUUCUGCCUUCUCAAGCAGGCAUUUAGGCUUCAAAGGCCUUCAAGUUCAACUAAGUUUUUGUGGUCUCCAUCUUUUUCAAAUCUGUCAUCUUUGGUCGAGUUAAAUUUAAAUUAUUGCAAUCUUGAUAAUGAAUCACUAUUCAGUGAAAUAGGCAAUUUAUCAUCAUUGACAGCAUUAUUUUUGGGUGGAAAUAAUUUUGUUGAAAUUCCUUUGAGCCUCAUUUCCAAACUUCGAAAGCUUGAAUAUAUUUAUUUGAAUGAUUGCCCGAGGCUUCGGUUUUUGCCUCAGCUUCCAGCAAACCUGUCAGUGAUAGAUGCUGGUAAUUGUCCAUCAUUGAAAAAUUAUGUGUGUUCACAGCAACUAUGGGAAUUCACUGAGGAAUUUGAAUAUCAGACUUCAUGCCAAUAUGAAUUCUCAUCAGUAGAUGGAUAUAAAGUUUACAUUCUCAGUGACAUGAGGUCUGCAAUUGUGAGUUGGAACGAGUCACAAGUUUUUUCAUCACAGGAUGACUUCUUCCUGCAACCGACUCGCAUAUUAACUAUUGCUGGUAGUGAAGUGCCAUCCUGGUUUCACAAUCAAAGCUAUUUUUGUGCGAAAGAUCUCCCCUAUGGGCAUCCUCCAACAAAUGUGUCAUUCAUAGUAAAUAAGCCUGAUUCAUGCUGUUCAAGUGAAUGGUGGGGCAUAGCUGUAUGCCUAGUGCUAGAAAAUGAUUUGGAACAUGCGAAGUAUGAUGCUCGGGCCGCACUUGGUUGGACUUAUAGAGUUUCUAAAGGUGAAUAUCCAAAUUCAGGCCGUGCUUAUGCCACUUUUGCGCAGUCCAGAUUUGGCCCCCAACUAUGUAUCAUUUACAUUCGUUUUUCCUCUUUUGUUGUGGAAAAACCACUUCAAAUGGUUUUUUUCACACCGUAUGAACCAGCAUCGUCAUCUUUGAAAAUAGUACAGUGUGGGUGGCGGGUGUUGUGUAAAGAAGAUGUUGAGAGAAGGCGAAACACAAGGAGUGACGAAGGCUGUAGUGUCAGCACUACUGAUGAUAAGUUCAUUGAUGAAUGUAGAUGA